GUAAUUAUUUAAAUCAGUGGUUAAAACGAGAGAUCAAAUGACAUGUUAUCGACAUAAUUGAAGACAACGUUUUGAUGAUAAACAUGUGGUGGUCACGAGUUGUGGAAAGACAUGCCAUACUUAUAAUAGUGAUAGUAUUGGCCAUCAAUUGGUCACUGUUUGUGAUCCCCGGUCUAUACAAUCAUCCGUUGCCUUCAUUUGAUGACCCAUUGACACGCGAAUUGCGGAACGAAUUAGAAGUGGAAAAGUCGUCGCAAUUGAAUAGUCGAGAGAAGAGCCAACAAAUGCAACACGAAAUACAAGCGCUUCAUCUGAAACUACAACAGAGUUACGAAAGCCAGAGGAAUGAAAUGAAUGCAAUGCAGAAACAGUUGCAACAAAUUCAGGUCAAACUCAGCGACGAACGAAGUCAUGCCAUUCGACUCCAAGAAGACAACUCUCGACUCCAGCAACUCAUGAAGAGUGACCAACACGUGAAGCACGAAGUGGAUCAGCUCAGGACUGAACGCACACAGUAUGAGAUGCGUAUGUCUGCCAAUCAGAAGAGUAGCGAAGAACUUCUUCGAAAGACACAACAAUUGGAAAACAGAAUCAAAUCAAUGAGUGAUUCGCGACAAAAGGAUGAAACCACUUAUCAAAUGCACAUUAAAGAUGUCUCACAAGAGUUACAGAAAUGCGAGACUCAGAGGAAUGUCUUGGUGGAGGAGUUGAGCCAUAAGACGAAUAAAUGCAAUGCAAUUGAAUCGGAAAAUAUUCAAUUUAUUCAGAGAUUCAAAGAGUUGGAAGAGACGAAGAACUCAGAAAUUAAAGUUUUAAUCGACGAGAUGUCGGAACUAAAUAAGCAAAAACUUAUCGCAGAAAAAGCUUUAUCUGAAGCCAAACAACACGAACAUCAAAAUGGAGACCAAAAUUCGGGAAAACAGGAAUUAAUUAAACUCAACGAAGAAAUGAUUUCAACUAAAGAAGAGCUCAAGAAUUUAAAGAAUGCAUUAGAAAAUCAGUUGAGAAAGAAUGAAGAGUUGAGCGAAAAGUAUGAAUUGGCGAACGAAUCGAUUGCUAACUUCGAUCAAAUCAAGAAAGAAUGUAUUGAAAGUGCUCUUAAAGUGUCGGAACAAACCAAUCGACAACUCGAGACCGAAAAGGAUAAACUUAAACAACAAAAUGAGAGCCUAAACACUGAACUUCACAACAUUAGCACUAAUAAUAAGGAUAAUGUCGGAGAACUCGAUUCAAUCAAAUCGUCACUUCGAUUAGUAAUUCCAAGUCUUAACACUGGAAGUAAAGAUUGGAUUUCAAAACUUGGAACAACUCUUAAGGAGCAACUGAGCCAUCAAUCAGACGAGUCUUCAAAUAUCGAAAGGCAAAGAGUCGGAGAACUCGAGUCUUUGUUAACUCUCGAAAAGGAGAAAUCGAGUCAAUUGGAGUCGAAGUGCACCGGAUUUGCAUCAACUCUAUCGCAAACAGAAUCGAUUUUAAGUGAACUCCAAAACAAAGUGGAGUCACAAGAAAGAGAUCUCAAACAUAGAGAACAAGAGUUCGGUAGUGAACUGAAGACACAUUCGGGUGAAAAUGUAAAACUUCGCGAUGAGAUUAAAAGACUUGAGUCGAGUUUAGUUCAGUUCCAAGAAUUUAAAGAGACGUUCACUGAAAUGGAGGACAAACUCAAAGAAUUGCAGUCAAAACUAAGCGGAGAGGAGAACGAGAAGAAACUUCUGGAGCAUAAAUACGAUGAGGUCUGCAAAAAAGGACAGGCGACAAAAGUUGCGUCCGCUUUACGCGAGGAAUUGAAUGAAUUCGAAACCGAGAGAUCAGAAUUGGAUCGAUUGAAAGCAGAUUUGGAUGAAUUGAAGACAACCCUCGAAAAGGAGAAGAAGAUAUCUAAAGACUUAAACCUACAGAACGUUCGCCUCAACUCAUUGGUUAAGAUCGGACACGAGUCGCUUAAGAUGGAAGAGGACAGAGUUAGACAACUCCAGUCGCAGCUCAAUCUGAACAACGGCUCCCUUUCUGCGCCCGUCAACGGUUCCAACGAAACAAAUGCCAACAAUAGUGAUACGACACCAGAGGCUGCUUCGGCUAAGAAGUAAACAAACACUGAAGAACUCUAUUAGCAAACAAUUCAUCGCAUCAUUAGAUCAUUAGUACAUUAAGUCAAAUGAUUUAUUUGUCUAUUGAAUGGACCACUGAUUACAUAAAUAUGAAUACAAAUGGAAUAAUAGUUUUAAUGGGUUUUUGCAAAAUAACAUUAUUAUAAUUUUAAUUACUUUUAUUAUUACAUAAAUGACCAAAAAAUUAAAGAUUUAUUUAUUAAGAAAA
This is a messenger RNA of Medioppia subpectinata, 2316 nucleotides long. NCBI's taxonomy places the organism in Eukaryota, Metazoa, Arthropoda, Arachnida, Sarcoptiformes, Oppiidae. The record is from the annotation of a GenBank genome assembly.